UUUACAACGGUAUAUUUGAAUCGUGAGUAUAUAUGGUUUCAUAAUUAUUUGAAUGUUCUUUGUUUACUACUAAAUGGGUCGAGAAAAUAGAUUGAAAAGGCGUCCCACCUCCCUCACAGUACUAUAUAGCAGGGUGAGAUCCUUUUAGAAAAUUUUAAGUAAUAACUAACACCUCAGUUUAAAUGGAAUCGGUCAAUAACCAUGAUUGGACAAUAAACACCAUAAACGCAUACGAGAGCACGACGGAAAUUUUAAAGGAGGCGGCAAAAGAGUUCGGGUGGAACGUUGUAUCUACAAUCUGUGAAAAAGACCAGGAUAACGAUAAAUGUAUUUACUGGGGAAACAUACAAAGUAUCAAACAUAUAGAUAAAGGGUAUUACACCAAUCACGGUUGCAACGUUGUGAACAAUAUCCCAGGGUUCGCGGUUGUUGAGAAAAAGGUUGAUACGACGUUAGCGCUUCGAACAAUGUCAAAACUAUUUUUGGGACAUUUUGACUUUUACCCCCAAACCUGGAUAUUUCCCCAUGAGAUGAAAGAAAUGCCAAACGUUGGUAACCACGCAGGCAUCAGUGUUCCCUCCUAUGUUUACAAACCAGAUCACGAGUGUAGGGGGAAUGGGAUUAAGUUUUUUAACGACCCUGCCCUACUUGAGGAAAUAACUAAAGACACCCCCGCUGUAGUGCAGAAAUACAUUGAAACCCCCCUGUUAUGGAAUGGUUACAAAUUUGACAUUCGAUCGUUUUUCGUCAUCAUGAGUUUAAAACCAUUGGAAAUUUAUUACGCAAAGGGAUCAUUCUGCCGUCUUUGUGCGAUCCGAUACGAUGUUGACAAUUUCUCCGACACGUCCCAACACCUAUCCAACUUCAGUGUCAACAAUAAAGAGGGAAAAUUUGAUCCUGCGCGAUGCAAAAGUUUGCUUGAAAUGAAACAGAUGUUGAAACAAAACGGGCACGACGCGGACGAGGUUGAACGAAAAAUAGUAAUUUCUUCUCUGAAAGCGAUCAUUGCUGUUAUUCCUGAUUUAAUGGUUUGGCAGAAUGCGAUGACAGGAAGGGAAAAUACCAAAUCGUUCCAAAUCAUCGGAGUCGAUACGAUGGUGACGUCAGACUUGGAAGUAAAGUUCAUUGAAAUGAACGAGCCGAGAAUACGAAGUUAUUAUCCGACACUUGAGGGUGGAAGGGAGAGUCGGCUGUUCCUACAACCAGUAGCUGAGAUUGCAUUCAAUCUACAUCGAGAUUUACUGAAAAUACUCACCGAACCCAAUUGCAAAGAAACUUCCUUCUUGGAGAAAGUGUUCCCAGCAAGCAGGGACAAUCAAUAUAUCGAUGAUGAAGAUUACAAGCGGUUUGUUUGUAAUGACGUUUUAGUUGUCUGCAAAGCUGCUGAAUUAUUCAACAAAUUCAACAAGAAAAGGAGUCUGACCAUCGACCUUGAUUCAUUUCAAAGUUUGAUGGCAUAUUUGUCCAUAGAUGAUUUGGACGAUGUUACUGCUUUAUACAAAACCAAACUACGGAAGUGGAAAACGUACCUUCAUUACGUCACCAAGUUUGCUGAUUGUAAUUAUCACGAAGAACUUUCCUUUCAAGGAUUUAUGGAGCUUUUGUUGGAACUAUUUAGCGGAAGAAUAUUACGACAAAAACUGUCAUAGAAACUAAGUUAAACAAAAGAGGCUGGGGUAAGAU
This is a messenger RNA of Ciona intestinalis (vase tunicate), 1683 nucleotides long. The record is from RefSeq and is a predicted model, not a curated record. NCBI's taxonomy places the organism in Eukaryota, Metazoa, Chordata, Ascidiacea, Phlebobranchia, Cionidae.